This is a messenger RNA of Botrytis cinerea B05.10, 1523 nucleotides long. RefSeq lists its product as hypothetical. The transcript has 3 exons. Gene Ontology annotation, biological process: positive regulation of transcription initiation by RNA polymerase II. The record is from RefSeq and is a predicted model, not a curated record. NCBI's taxonomy places the organism in Eukaryota, Fungi, Ascomycota, Leotiomycetes, Helotiales, Sclerotiniaceae. Bases 620 to 1195 code for a protein of 191 amino acids. Gene Ontology annotation, molecular function: DNA binding; transcription coactivator activity.
GAGAAAUUCGAUAUCAAACCAACAGGUCAAUAUAUCGGUACCGAAAUUGAAGCAUUCGAGAGGAAAGAUACGGUUUUAGUACAUGUCUUGACUUUGAUCAAAUGAAAUCAUGGGAAGAAUAUCAGUUGAAUUUUUAGAAAUGUCUGGCUGGUACUGUAGCUAUCGAUCGGUCUUUGCUGCUACGUAGUAGAUCUACGGAGUCUUCAUCUUAUCCAUCCAUCCUUGCCCACGAGCCUACUAUCUAUCUAUCUACUAUCUACACCACCAAAAUCAAUUUACGCGCAAACGCGAACUCUCAUCCUGUCUUAUCUCAACGCGUCAACCAAAUAAUGCAUGAAUGACGAUGGAAUCCAUAUGAAAUCCAAUCCAAUUCAUCCAACCAUCUUUCAUCCCAAAAUUGAACUCUAAAACAAAGCUUCCCAAUCACUUCAUCGUCUAAUCUUCUUUCCUCUAUUCUCUAUUCAAUCUUACCUCGCCCUUUUCCUCUAAUAAUCCCCUCAUUGAUAAGCUGAUCCAGCACUCAUCUGAUCUCAAAACUUCAAAUUCAUCCAUCCCCAUUCAACAAAGCACGUUCAAACCCAGUCCGCAUAUUUCAAUUCAAUCUCUUCGUACCCUCACAAUGCCAAAACGAGCUCGCGCCGAACCUGUCGAGACUUACGACUCUGAUGGUGGUUUCGUUUCCGAUGAUGAUGGUGCUGUUCGCAAGUCUAAGAAAUCCAAGACCACCAAAGCCACCAAAGCCACUACAACAGCCAAACCCACAUCCUCCUCCUCUGCAAUCUCCCCUUCAUGGGACCUCUCCACCGGUCGCACCCCUCGCAAGAUCGAGCUCUCAGACUUCAAAGGUCAAACACUCAUCAACAUCCGCGAGUUCUAUGAGAAAGAUGGAAAUGUAUUGCCUGGAAAAAAGGGCAUCUCCUUAACAGUCGACCAAUACAAAAAUUUCCUCAGAUCCAUCCCCCAGAUCAACGCCAAUCUUAAGAAAAAAGGUAUUGACGUUGGUCCCGAAGAAGAAGAGGCGGAGGAAGACGAGGAAGAAGAAGAGUUGGUUGACGACGAUGAAGAAGAGGAAGAAGCCGUAGAGACAGACUCGGAGGCCGACAAAAAAUCCAAGAGCAAAAAUAAAAAAGUCAAGCCAGCAGCGCAAAAGGGCAAGAAGGAAAACAUUGAAGCUACGAGUGACGAGGAAGAAUGAGGAGCUUGAAUCACAUUUCAUAAAGUCGCUUAGGAGGGUUUUCUUACUUUUGAGAAGCUCCCUAGAGAUAAAAUUGUCGCUUCAAGAUAAAGGGGGCCAGAUUGAUGGGAUGUUGAGGGAACCUUUCGGAAUUGAUUAAUGUUGCAGAUUUGCUACUAUUUCUGUUAUUUACUUCACUUGAUUGCCAUUCUUAUAUGAUGAUAAGUCAUGCGAAGGAUAGAUCUUGCUAUCAGCGACCCGAGCAUCUUUAAAAUUGUGGUCUUUUGAGCUUAUCUUGAAAUACUUGGGAUGAUUUCUGAGGAGAUUAUUAGAGAAACACACGCACACA